Messenger RNA from Equus caballus (horse), 2433 nucleotides. It is a transcript of the gene ISG20L2, whose product is annotated as interferon stimulated exonuclease gene 20 like 2. Gene Ontology annotation, cellular component: nucleus. NCBI's taxonomy places the organism in Eukaryota, Metazoa, Chordata, Mammalia, Perissodactyla, Equidae. Gene Ontology annotation, molecular function: nucleic acid binding; 3'-5'-RNA exonuclease activity. The record is from RefSeq and is a predicted model, not a curated record.
GGCCUCGCUCCCCGAGGCCGGGGCGCUGCGGGCGCGCGCCCGCCGGCCGCCGGCGCGCUCCAACCCGCGCGCCUGCCGUCCCGGGCCUCGUCGGCGGGCGCCAGUUUCCGUCUCCGGCUCCGGGCGCUUCCGGUCCUAGACCUGCAGGUCUAUGCGACUCACAGAGUUCGAGCUGGUUGGCCCUCCAGUCCCCUCAGUUUACAAAUGAGACUGAGAUCUAGAGAGGGGAAAUGACCUUCGUAAGACCAUACAGCUGGUGAAUUGUGGGACUUCGGUAGAAUCCAGGCGUCCUGGCACAGACAGUGUUCCUUCCAUCAUGGCGCAUUACAGAUUUCAUUCUCCCUCUGUCUGGGAGGGGGCUCUGAUGUAUUUCCUCCCUUAAGUCCUACGGUGAUGGACCUGAUCUUAGUGUUCUCCCAGGCCUAUGGGCUCCGUUAUCAGGAUCACUUUCUUCCCCAGGGUAUACUACAAACCUCCAGAUGUUUAUCUGUGGGAUUCCGCAGAGAAUGAGUCUUCCAUCCUCUUUUCAUUGGUAAGCCACUCUUCCCAACUGCUCUCCCACCAUCUACUGUCGUCAUGUCUACCUUACUCCUCAAUCUGGAUUUUGGCGAACCUCCCCCAAAAAAGGCAUUAGAGGGGAAUGCCAAGCACCGACAAUUUGUUAAGAAGCGGCGGCUCUUGGAACGGAAAGGUUUUCUGAAUAAGAAGAAGCAGCCCCCUAGCAAGGUGCCUAAGUUGCACUCAGAACCUCCAAAGAAAGGGGAAACUCCUAGGGUGGAGGACGCUUGGAAGGCCCCUCCCCUUCCAAAAAAGAAGAGGACAGUGGCCUCCAGCAGUGGGUCAGAGCAGUCCCUGGACAAGAAGGCUGCAGUGCCUUGGCUGACCCCUGCUCCUUCACAGAAGGCUGGUUCUGUUGUAGCUAAAGUAGAUUUGCUGGGGGAGUUCCAGAGUGCCCUUCCAAAGAUUAAGAGCCACCCACCUCGCCCCCAGAAGAAGGGCCCCCAGAAGAAUCCUCCCCAGAAGAAGGCCCCCCAGAACUCCACCCAAGCUCAUUUAGAGAAUAAAUGCUCUAGAGCAUCCCAGAAGAUGCCAAAAAAGAUGGUGGCAAUUGACUGUGAGAUGGUGGGCACAGGACCCAAGGGGCAUGUCAGUUCCUUGGCUCGAUGUAGCAUUGUCAACUACAACGGAGAUGUGCUUUAUGAUGAGUACAUCCUUCCUCCCUGCCACAUUGUGGACUACCGGACUAGAUGGAGUGGUAUCCGGAAGCAGCAUAUGGUGAAUGCUACACCCUUCAAGAUUGCUCGGAGCCAGAUCCUGAAGAUACUCACAGGGAAGAUAGUGGUGGGGCAUGCCAUCCACAAUGACUUCAAAGCCCUUCAGUACUUUCAUCCCAAGUCCCUCACCCGUGACACCUCCCAUAUCCCUCCCCUCAACCGGAAGGCUGACUGCCCGGAGAAUGCCACCAUGUCUCUGAAGCGUCUCACCAAGAAGUUGCUGAACCGGGACAUCCAGGUUGGGAAAAGCGGACAUUCCUCUGUGGAAGAUGCUCAGGCCACCAUGGAGCUGUACAAGUUGGUUGAAGUUGAGUGGGAACAGCACCUGGCCCAGAAUCCCCCAAACGACUAGCGGCAGUGGGGACACUGGUGAUGUGGGGAGGCAGAGGCAGCAUGGCACCUAGGAGAAACAGCAGUGGACCAAUGGACAGCUCUAACAGUUCCACACCUUUGGAAGCUAGAGUUGUUGGGGAGAGGGAGGCCCCACCCCAGACAUAAUAGCCAUUGAAAUUUCACCUCAGCUGCUGUGUUCUGUGUCUGGUUAAGUGUCCCAUGGAAGGAGGAAGCCUCCAUGUCAGAACCCAGCCCUAUACUGUUUACCUCUUAAAUGGUGCUAACCGCUAGUCCCAGGGUGCUUUGACCCAGUUGAGCCUUUUGACUUUCGAGGGGCAGGGCAUACUGGGAAAUGUAGUUUCCCAAACUGCCUUAUCACCAGGGUGGCCAUGUGUCCCAUUUUAUGCCUUUUGUUCUCAAGAAAUUAACAGCAUCUUCUUUCACACUCACAAGUAUUCUGGUUGGAUGAUAAACAUGGUGAUGUUAUGUAUCACACACUCUGCUGUUGGCUUAGUGUCUACAUCUAGUUGUGUCAGGAUGUCACCUGUUCUUCCCACCUUGACUUGCAGAGGAGCCAUCCCUGGUGAGGUUUAGUUCUCCUUAGGGUUAUAAGGUGGUAGAGGUGAGAGAGUGUGGCUUGGAAAUCAACUUUUCUGAUUAGGAAAGCAGUCUCUUUCCUAAAGUAAUAGAAGAUUUAUUUAAUUUAGAGCCCACUUGGUAGGAUAAAAAAGGAUUUAAAGUGUUUUAAUGGUUUUUAAUCUACUUUGCUAAACCAAGCCUCUGAAAACUCAAAUUAUUCCCUUGAUAAAUUUUUAUAAUGAAAGAA